Messenger RNA from Synchiropus splendidus (mandarinfish), 1973 nucleotides. It is a transcript of the gene fbxo3, whose product is annotated as F-box protein 3. The transcript has 12 exons. Bases 11 to 1339 code for a protein of 442 amino acids. NCBI's taxonomy places the organism in Eukaryota, Metazoa, Chordata, Actinopteri, Syngnathiformes, Callionymidae. Gene Ontology annotation, molecular function: protein binding. The record is from RefSeq and is a predicted model, not a curated record.
GGCGAUAAAAAUGGCGUCGCCUCUGCAACUGGAUCAUCUGCCAGCAGAUCCACUCCUACAUAUCUUGUCAUAUCUCGACUUUCGGGACUUAAUCAACCUCAGCAUUGUCAGCAGGAGGUUGAACGACUUGUCCAACCAUAAACCGCUCUGGAAACAUCUGUGCACAAAACACUGGCUACUAACAGAAGAGGAUCAAGUGAAGUCCACACGCUCCUGGCAGGGACUUUUUAAGGAAUACUACUCAGAUCUGGGACGGUACAUCCAGUUUUACCCAAACCUGAAGAGGGCGUGGGUGGAGCUGAAGAGCUACCUUCAGCAACGAUGCCCCCGUGUCAUCGCAUCCCUCAAAGAUGGCGCUACGGAAGAAGAGUUGAACAACAUGGAAGCUCAGAUUGGCUGCAAACUUCCUGAUGAUUACAGAUGCUCUUAUCGAAUCCACAACGGGCAAAAACUAGUGAUCCCAGGGUUGAUGGGGAGCAUGUCUUUGGCCAACCACUACCGCUCCGAGGUCUUGCUUGAUGUAGAGACUGCAGCAGGGGGUUUCCAGCAACGUCGGGGCAUGCGCUGCUGCCUCCCACUCACAUUCUGCUUCCACACGGGCCUCAGCCAGUAUCUGGCCCUGGCACCAGUCGAGGGCCGGAGUCUCUGCCAAAGCUUCUACCCUUCCCCGGAUCAGACAGCACAAGAGUCUUCAGCCAUCGACAUGUUCAUCACAGGCUCCAGUUUUUCUCAGUGGUUCCUCAGCUACGUCAACAAUGUGUUGACGGGGGAAUAUCCUGUUCUAAGAGAUCAAAUCUUCAGGUACGAUCAGGACCGGAGCUGUGUGGCCACUACUGGUGACAUCACUAUCUCUGUCUCCACGUCCUUCCUGCCUGAACUUUCGUCUAUUUCCCCUCCACAUUUCUUAUUCACAUACCGCAUCAGGAUUGAGAUGGCCAGUAGUGCCUCGCUGAUGUCCUCCUGUCAGUUGGACAGCCGUUACUGGAAGAUCACGUCUUCCGACGGGCGUGUGGAGGAAGUUCAGGGUCCAGGUGUUGUUGGUGAGUUCCCCAUCAUGACUCCUGGGAAGGUGCAUGAGUAUGCCAGCUGCACAACGUUCUCCACACCGUCUGGAUUUAUGGAGGGUCACUAUACAUUCCAUAGACUUGAUAAUGAAGAAGAAGUCUUUCAAGUUGCCAUUCCGCGGUUUCACAUGAGGUGUCUUCCUUUCAAGAAAGCCUCUGUGAGCGACGCUUCUUCCCGCCAUGAGGAUCAGGAUGACGUCGAAGACGAUUAUGAUGAACUGCACGGGCUGCAGAUGCCGGUCUACGAGGGCGGCUGGUGCCCCCGCCACAGCUGACCUGUUGUCUAGAGUGGGAUCUUGGUUGCUCUAUAUUUGCUGAAAGACAGACUGCACAGCCAGAAUAGUUGCAGUAUCAGCCGCCUCAACCUUAAUAGCUUUUGUAAAAGUCGUGGUUAAAGAGUUUCUGUGAGCGAUUAGGACUUGAAUGUGGCCACCCGUGGCUGCCACCGCUUCUUUGAACCAGCCAUUGAGUUUGCCUCAUUUCUGUCUUUAUUACAUUUUAAAGGUAAUGGGAUUUGCUCUCAGUAUUUUGGAUGCUCUAUUUGGUGAAUCAAGCGGAGAUCCAGCAAUAUUUAAUACAACAUUUAAGUUUCCCCAGUAUUUUCAUUUUCCAGUUCAAGUCAUCAAAUGUAUUUAUAUUUUUAGCAUUCUUUGACUACGCUUUCAUGGGAUUGCACUACAACUUUGGGAGUGUUUGACUGCUGGUGUGGGGGAAAGAUUAUUUGGGGGACUUUUUCCUCAUGAUUGUUUCUGUGUGUGGGUUUUGUAUUUUCUGAUUUGCUUUCAGGUGCAUGUUCAUAAUUGCAUUCUUUCUUGAAAGAAAUGAAAUGAAAAUAAGAAAAUUGUUUGUGGUGAAUGACCUUUUGACCGAUAGAGGGCGUUGGUUCAUUAAACAAGGUUUGUUGUGUUA